AAAAUUUAUUUAACAGUUAAAACAUAAAUGUACCUUUUCACUCCAUUUCUUAUGUAAAAUGAAUGCGUUCACCAAGCCUAUACGGCUCUUUGUGCAGCUAGUAUUUCUAGAAGUAACUUUUUCUGAAAGAUUUAUUGCUGGCAAUCAACUCGCCAUGUGCUCUACUUUUCCGCGAUUCAUUAGAAGAUUGACGGCUUUAAAAUGCUCUCACCGAAAUGAUGACUUUAAAAUAAAUGAAAUAGUAUACAAUGCAUCUAUUCGAGCGACUGAUGCUUGCCAACAACAAUUCAAAAGUCGGUAUUGGAACUGUUCCUUAUCAACUCAUAGCAAAAUUGCACUUCAAGCUUAUCCUGAAACAGCUUUUUUAUUUGCUAUUUAUUCCGCUGGACUUGCACAUUCAAUGGCAUUUGCUUGUUUACAAGGAAUAAUAGAAAACUGUAAGUGCCCGUUAUCAACGAGAAAGGUCUAUAAACUGACAGAAACAAAAACAAUAUUUGAAGAUACCUGCAUGGAAAAUAAUAUAGAAUAUGGAAUUGCAGAAUCAAGAAAGGUACUUCAAAAUGAUAAAGAAAGCGAUCCCAGAUGGAAGAUUGAUGAACAUAAUAAAGAAGCUGGUAGAUUGGCACUACGCGUUAAAGAUAAGGACUUACCACUUAACUGUCGUUGUCACGGAGCUUCUGGUGCCUGUGCCGUAAGAAAAUGCAUUCAACAACUACCUUCUUUUAAUACUAUUAGCGUUCAAGUUAUGGACAAAUACUUGAACGCAAUUUAUGUUGGUUCAGAUAAUAAUGGAAUAUCACCCCAACUCAUACCUCAAGAUGGAAAACAAAAAAUAACUCCUGUUGACCUUGUCUACAAUGUUGAAAGCCCAAAUUUUUGCGAGUACGAUCAAAAAACGGGGAGUUUAGGCACAAAAGGAAGAAUCUGUAAAAAAGACAGUCUAGGUUCUGAUAGCUGUGAAAAACUUUGCUGUAACAGAGGUUUUAUCGAAAAAACAACAAAUAGUACUGUGGCUUGUCGAUGCAAGUUUACUUACUGCUGCCAGGUGACUUGUGAUUCGUGUCAAAAAUUAACAAUAACACAUUAUUGUAAAUAACUUUUUUUUUAAAAUGACUAAAUACGAAAUUAUAUAUGUUAUAUAUAAUGUUAUAUUAGAA
Messenger RNA from Hydra vulgaris (swiftwater hydra), 1157 nucleotides. It is a transcript of the gene hywnt9/10a, whose product is annotated as secreted signaling factor Wnt9/10a. The record is from RefSeq and is a predicted model, not a curated record. NCBI's taxonomy places the organism in Eukaryota, Metazoa, Cnidaria, Hydrozoa, Anthoathecata, Hydridae. Gene Ontology annotation, biological process: multicellular organism development; canonical Wnt signaling pathway; neuron differentiation. Gene Ontology annotation, cellular component: extracellular region. Gene Ontology annotation, molecular function: cytokine activity; frizzled binding.